UCCAUUGUCGCCCUGCAAGCUGCAUCAGGCUUUAUCCUCCUUGUUCCUUUGGUGAACCAGGUUCACUAAAACUUGCAAAAAGAUGACCAAUCUUUUGAGAAGUGUUGUCACUGUCAUUGACGUUUUCUACAAAUAUACUAAGCAAGAUGGGGAGUGUGGCACGCUGAGCAAGGAUGAGCUAAAGGAACUUCUGGAGAAAGAGUUUCGUCCAAUUCUGAAGAACCCAGAUGAUCCAGACACAGUGGAAGUCAUCAUGCAUAUGCUGGAUCGAGAUCAUGACCGAAGAUUGGACUUCACUGAGUUUCUUCUGAUGGUAUUCAAGCUGGCUAUGGCCUGCAACAAGGUUCUCAGCAAAGAAUACUGCAAAGCUUCAGGGUCAAAGAAGCAUAAGCAUGGUCGCCAAUACCAAGAGGAAGAAAGUGAAACAGAAGAGGAAGAAGAGAAUACAUCAGGACGGAAAUCAGGUUACAGAUAUUCAAGUUGGAGAGAGGGAGAGGAGCAUGGUUACAGUUCCGAGGGCUCGAGGGGAACUGCGAAACACAGACGUGGGUCCAACUCCAGGGCGCGGGGAAGGCAAGGUGCUUUAUCUAGUUCAGGGAACCAAGAGAGAUCUGAGAAAAGGCGCCAUAGGUCUAGCUCUGGUCACUCAUGGAGUAGUGGCAAAGAAAGACAUGGUUCCAGCUCCGGAGAGCUUGGGAAAAGAAGAAACAAGUCACGUGUUAGCCCCUCUAGGGAAUCUGGGGAGGAAUAUGAAUCUGGAUCUGGAUCAAAAAGUGUGAAAAGGAAAAGUCAUAGUGGUCUGUCACAUGGACUGGAUGCUAGUGAACAUGAAUCAAACUCUACUCAGUCAAGGAGUAGAGGACGAAAGCUUGGUUCUAGCUCUAGAGGCUCAGGAGACAGUGGAAGGCAGAGCCAUCCAUGUGGUUCCAGUAAUUCAAGUUGGUGUGGAAGGCCACAAAAUGCUUCUAGUUUUGGUCAGGCAGAUAGAUUUGGAGGGCAAGGAAAUCAAUCUAGCUGUACCCAGUCAGGUUAUCAACCAGGAAGUAGUGGAGGACAAGCUCAUGGAGGUGUCUCAGGAGGUCAGUCCUCUGGAUAUGGUCAACAUGAGCCUAGCUCCUGUAGCCAGUCUUCCAGUCAGAGAGGAUGUGGAUCUAGAGCACGUGGUCAACCACAGAGCUGUAGAGGACAACAAGGAACAGGUUCAAGUCAAUCCUCCAGCUGUGGACAAUAUGGGUCUGGAGAAAGUCAGUCUUCUAGUUAUGGUCAGCAUGGAUCUAGUUCCUAUGGACAGUCUUCUAACUCUCAUCAACAAGAGUCUGGUUCAAAUGAAUUUUCUAAAUGUAGUCAACACAGGUCUUGCUCUGGUCAGUCCUCUGGCUUUGGACAAUAUGAGUCUGGCUCAGGUCAGUCGUCUGGCUUUCAACAACAUGGUUCUGGCUCAUGUCAGUCCUCUGGCUUUGGCCAACAUGGGUCACACUCAAGUCAGUCCUCUAACUUUGACCAACAUGGGUCAAGCUCAUGUCAGUCCUCUGGCUUUGGCCAGCACAGAUCUGGCUCAGGCCAGUCCUCUAGCUCUCGACAAUAUAGAUCUGGCUCAGGUCAGUCCUCUGGCUUUGAACAAUAUGGGUGUGGCUCAGGCCAGUCCUCUCGUUUUGGCCAACAUGGAUCCAGUUCAGGUCAGUCCUCUGACUUUGGACAACAUGAGUUCGGCUCAAGCCAGUCCUCUAGUUUUGGCCAACAUGGAUCUAUCUCAGGCCAGUCCUCUAGCUCUGGACAAUAUAGAUCUGGCUCAGGUCAGUCCUCUGGCUUUAGACAACAUGGGUCAGACUCAGGUCAGUCCUCUGGCUUUGGACGACAUGGGUCAGGCUCAGGUCAGUCCUCUGGCUUUGGACAACAUGAGUCCAGCUCAGGUCAGUCCUGUGGCUUUGGACAACAUGGGUCUAGCUCAGGUCAAUCCUCUAGUUUUGAAAAACACGAGUCUAGGUCAGGGCAGUCUAGCUAUGGCCAACAUGGGUCUGGCUCAGGCCAGUCUUCUAGUUUUGGCCAACAUGGAUCUAACUCAGGCCAGUCCUCUAGCUGUGGACAAUAUAGAUCUGGCUCAGGCCAGUCCUCUGGCUUUGGACAACAUGGGUCUGGCUCAGGUCAGUCCUCUGGCUUUGGACAACAUGAGUUCAGCUCAGGUCAGUCCUGUGGCUUUGGACAACACGAGUCUAGCUCAGGUCAGUCCUCUGGCUUUGGACGACAUGAGUCUGGCUCAGGUCAGUCCUCUGGCUUUGGACAACAUGGGUCUAGCACAGGUCAGUCCUCUGGCUUUGGACAACACGAGUCUAGCUCAGGUCAAUCCUCUGGCUUUGGACAACGUGGAUCUAGCUCAGGUCAAUCCUCUGGCUUUGGACAACGUGGAUCUAGCUCAGGUCAAUCCUCUGGCUUUGGACAACAUGGGUCUAGCACAGGUCAAUCCUCUAGUUUUGAAAAACACAAGUCUAGGUCAGGGCAGUCUAGCUAUGGCCAACAAGGAUCUGGCUCAGGCCAAUCCUCUAGCUCUGGACAAUAUAGAUCUGGCUCAGGUGAGUCCUCUGGCUUUGGACAACAUGAGUCUGGCUCAGGCCAGUCCUCUAAUUUUGGCCAACAUGGAUCUAGUUUAGGUCAGUCCACUGGCUUUGGUCAACAUGGGUCCAGCUCAGGUCAGUCCUCUGGCCUUGGACAACAUGGGUCUAGCUCAGGUCAGUCCUCUGGCUUUGGACAAAAUGGGUCAGGCUCAAGUCAGUCCUGUGGCUAUGGCCAAUAUGGGUCUGGUUCAGGUCAGGUUCAUAGGCAACAAAGGCAAGGAUCAAGUCAGGACAGGAGAGCUUCUAGAAGACAGGAAACAACACAUAGUCAAUCAAAUGACAGUGAAGGCCAGUCAGAUAAAUGGGAAAGAUAUUCAACAUCAAGCCAUGGGCAUUCAAGAAAUGACCAUGGGGAAUCAGGAUCAGCAAGUAGAAAUAAAAGACAAACCCAGGAACAGUCAAGAGACAACACUAGACAUUCUAGUUUAGAUCACGGACAUACAGCCACAACCGAUAAACAGUCAGGAUCUAGAAUAAGAAGACAAGAAUCUACUCAUGGUCAGUCAAGAGAUACCACCACACAUACCCAGACUGGUCAUGGACAAUCCCCACAGUCAGGGUCCAGCAGGAGUGAAAGAAGGGGAUCUACUCACAGCGAGUCCAGUGACAAUGAAAGGCAUUCAGGAGCCUCACACAGACACUCAGGAUCCACUCAUGGCCAGGUUGGAUCUCAACAUGAACAGUCGAGAUCCACAGCUGAAGGCAGACACGGAACUACUCAUGGA
Molecule: messenger RNA, 3334 nt
Organism: Equus quagga
Lineage: Eukaryota; Metazoa; Chordata; Mammalia; Perissodactyla; Equidae
Product: filaggrin-2-like
Exons: 3
Biological process (GO): establishment of skin barrier
Cellular component (GO): cornified envelope; nucleus; keratohyalin granule
Molecular function (GO): transition metal ion binding; calcium ion binding
Source: RefSeq, a predicted model, not a curated record